AUGCGGUCACCAUGCCCCAUCGACAUCACCACCACCCUAGACUCCGAUUUUACUCCUUCCGCCUUAAACCACCCAAAGUCGGGGUCUGCUCGGCUACUCCCUUUUUUCCACCGCGAACCACAAUCUGUCACCAUAACUCCCACCGUCAGUGUCCUUUCCACCAUGACGAACCACCAUAGUAGCACCAUCGCACCAAGGAAAUGCAACACCGGAACCCAUCCACCUUCUCUAUAUCUUUGUUUGUGUAAAAACUACCGCAUCACCUCCAUCGAGAACCUGAACGAUCAAGAUUCAGAGUUUCAGGACGCUGUGAUUUCACGAUUUGCCCUAAUUUCCGUUGAAUUGAUUGUUGCAUUUCACGAUUUCAGGAGGAACUAACUCAAAACAAGUCUCCUGAUUAUGCAUUGAAUGACCUGAGGUUGUUCAACUAUUUUGUAUGCUAAAUGCAGAUUGCAAGUUUCACUGUUUUCAAUAAGUUUUCAAGUUCAGCGAGUGGAUCUUGCUAGCGUAGAUUUGAGAAGCUCUUGCAGAUCAACACAUAACGACAACCUCAUUGACUGAAGUUUUGUUUGAAGUGACUCCGAUGAUGUUGCAUCAAUGAAGCAACCACCUUCUCAUCCACAUGGUGAAGCAUCAAUGAAAUUAGUAUGUAGAAAUGGUUGAAGAAGCCAAAACAACAGCAGAUGGUUGAAGUCUUCCUUGUUGAUUAUUAUAUUUCAUUUAAGGAUGAUAACAGUGUUGAUUUUUAUGUUCAAUUUAAGGAUUAUAUCAAUGUUGAUUUUUAUGUUUGAUUUAAGAUUUAUAUAUAAGCGUUAAUUUUACUUGAG
Lactuca virosa is the source of this 827-nucleotide messenger RNA. The record is from the annotation of a GenBank genome assembly. NCBI's taxonomy places the organism in Eukaryota, Viridiplantae, Streptophyta, Magnoliopsida, Asterales, Asteraceae.